AAACACUGGACUGGGAGUAUUAGAAUUCACCUGCUAUGGGGUUCGAGCCCCACCCGUUUUGUGAUUUGAAGCUAGCCUGAAAAGGCACUUUUCUCAUCUCACAGAGACCAAUAUCCUAAAAUACUCACCCUUGCCCUAACCCUUGGCCUAACAUCUGUCCCAACUCCUGUUCUGACCCUAUCUCUGACCCCUUCCCUGACCCAUCCCUUCUCCAAAAUCAUACAAAAACUAGUCCCCUAACCCAUUUCCUUUAUCAUGCCCUAACCUUUCUCUCGGCUCUCGUCUAAACCCCUCCCCUACUCCAUUAAUAUAAUAAUUUUCCAGUGCAAAAACUACAUGUCGAGUGUAAACACUGUUGACAUACGCACAUCCAUGUAAACUAAGAUAGAUUUUUGUUCCUCACUGUUGAUAUACAAAAUAUAAUUUAGAAUAAUGUGGAGAAAGGCCGGGUAAACAAUAAUAUUGGAGAUAGUGUGAAGGACGAGGGGCAGGAUGAGGAUAGAGUGGGUGGUGCCGGGCAGAAGCAGUGGGCACUUUAUGAGUGCUGGGGUAUCGUAGCACUAGUGGGCACCAGUGUGUUAUAACGUGUGGCGGCACUGGUGGUAGUGAUGAUGGCAGUGCAGACGCGACCUUGCUUUAGUGAAGGCUUUGCAGAGGGCAUUCCUAUCCACUAGUUGUAUUACCUCUCGUCUUGCUCAAACCUGCUCAGAAAUGUUAAUGUUUAUAGUGAUCGAUGUCUAUUAUUUUAAGAAUCAAGUUACGAAAGCAUUUAAAAUUAAAAAAAGAUAUAGGGACUUUAUUGUGAUUAGUGCCAUGUAGUGGAAGGCAGAGCGUGGAGAUCUUAAGUUUAUAUCAAAUAAAUUUUACGAGUGCCUAGAGAGCAAUGUAAUGUUCUUGAUUUACAGUGCAGGUGUUCACUGCUCUGCUGGUGUGGCUGCAGAAAUGAAUUAUAGUGUGUGCAGAACAGUAUAAAGAAAAGUCCACUUGCAUAUGUCAUCGCAACAUUGUUUCUCAGUUAUGAAGUCUGGAGAAGAGGAAGAAUUAACAAGGAGUCUGCCUGAGGAAGUAUACAGAGAAGACCUGGUUGACCUUCAACACUCAACGACGACACUAUAUAUUACAACCGUGAAAUCCAAAACAGCAAAGUUAAGAGAAUGUUUUAGAAAACUAAACUAUUCACUGAAUGAACGAUGGUCUUAAAGGUGAUUUAUUUGCUCAAGGUCAAGAUGUAUUUUUGUAAGCCCUGUGCUAGUGCUCCAUUAAUGUUAACAUAUAUAUUAGCAAGGAAAUACUUUGUUAAUUAUAAGCGGCUGGAACUUUGACCAAAGGUGUUCAUUCAUAAAUAUCAAAGUUCCAGGGAGUUUUACGCAAAUGAGAUGAAUUACAUUUCUGGAUUUGUGUCUAUAAUGCUCUGACUACUGCCCCAGGAUGGUCAUUGCUACACUAUAAAACAAGCAAGCUUUCCAUCACUGUUUUCUUAAGUUAUGGUUUACAUUAACAAAGAAAAUGAAAUCACAAGAAGAAGAAAACAACGAGAGAAAACGGUGCAGAGAACAAGGCGUUGUGGAUCGACAGACGGUAGUGAAGGACUUGGAGAACACUAUCUCCAGUCUCUUCACCUACCUUACAUCAAACUCUCCAGUGCCACAGCAGUUCACAGCAUCGGGAGAUUUUCGGCUCAAUUCAGAUGACGAAACACGACUAUCACGAGAACUAACACCCGCUGAAUCAGUGGGAUCCGUCUCUCGCGAAGUGGUUUACCCUGUGGCAUUCCGUCCAGUGUCAGAGGCGGACUCGACCUCAAGAAGUCAUCUCAUAACUCCUCAAGGGGCUUUCCACACCCUCUCUGAAACAGGUCUUCCCCCUCCAGUCCCUAGACGAGGUCCACCGAGAGAUUCUCCCUCCAACUUUGACUUGUUCUCUACUUCAAGUACAAGAUACUCUCCAGCAACUCGCUGUUCCAUCCUCAGUAAAGCCUCGCCAUCGCCCUCAAGAUGGUUCACUGAAUCUCCAUUUGGUUUAAGAGACAGAAAAUCUUUAAUGAGCUCAGUUAAUUCUAAAGGAUCAAGUGACAUAGAACUCGUUAAUCUUUUCAGAAGUGAAAAUGUCAAUGAUGCAUUAUCGCGCUCUUUUUGUAGUUCUAAUGAGAAAAUAAGAACCUUAGACUAUGAAAGCAGACUCGCCAAAACAUCAGAAUUAGAAUCUGUGCCGAGUGUUUUUACCUCUUCUCCAGGUAAAAACAGACACUACGAAGCCAGGAGACUUGGUGUUCAUCUCUCCAGUGAUCCCUCAUUAAAUUUUAGCGUAAAAUCAACUUCCACGGGGAAAAGGUUUUUAAGCAGCCCGCAUGAAUCAACCUUAAGAAGAACUCCAGAACAAUACCAAACGAAUAGCGAAACUCAGCUAGAUGUUAGGUUAGCAGAGAUAAGAGAACCGACCUGUCGGGAUCUACCGCAACACACACGAUCAUCUCCCGCUGCUCGUGUGUCUGUCCAGUCCUUACCUUUAAGAUCUCACGACAGAGUGAGAAACCCUGACCACCACUACUCUGAGAUUGACCUUUAUGAACCUGAUCAAAACAAUGACAGCGCAGCAUCGCCAAAUACAACUACUACACCGCUUUCAGCGCCUCCUCCUGUACCUCCUCAUGGUGAAGGUAAGUCCUCACGCAACACUGUUAAAUACAUUCUGGACACAUUGUACUGUACUCUGUGUGUAGUGUUAAACAUCCUGAGGGGUCAGUCAGCUAGAUACUCCGGCCUCCGUGUGUUAAUAGUGUGCCAGAAAAACUAUCUUCAUGUACUAACUUUAUAUACCAAAUUAAUUCUGGGAAUUUAAGAGUAUAUACUGCAGAGGAUAAAGGUAAGUGGUAAAC
This is a messenger RNA of Cherax quadricarinatus, 2875 nucleotides long. RefSeq lists its product as uncharacterized. NCBI's taxonomy places the organism in Eukaryota, Metazoa, Arthropoda, Malacostraca, Decapoda, Parastacidae. The record is from RefSeq and is a predicted model, not a curated record.